CACAGCCCCGGCAGAGCCCAAAGCCAAAGGGGGGCUCGCAGAUCUCUUCUGUGCUCAAGGAGGGAAGAAGCAUGUCCCGUCUGUCUCUGACACGCUCCCCGGUUUCUCCUCUGGCUGCUCAAGGAAUUCCUCUCCCAGCUCAACUCACCAAGUCCAACGCUCCCGUGCACAUCGAUGUAGGAGGACACAUGUACACCAGCAGCCUGGCUACCCUCACCAAGUACCCAGACUCCAGAAUAAGUCGUCUGUUUAAUGGCACAGAGCCCAUUGUCUUGGACAGUUUAAAGCAGCAUUAUUUCAUUGAUCGAGAUGGGGAGAUUUUCAGAUAUAUAUUAAGCUUCCUAAGGACAUCUAAGCUACUGCUCCCAGAUGACUUUAAGGACUUUAAUCUUUUAUAUGAAGAAGCAAAGUAUUACCAGCUGCAGCCAAUGAUUAAGGAACUUGAGCGAUGGAAACAAGAGAAAGAACAAAGGAAACAUUUCCAGCCUUGUGACUGCUUGGUUGUAAGAGUGACUCCAGAUCUGGGGGAGAGGAUUGCAUUGAGUGGGGAGAAGGCUUUGAUAGAAGAGAUCUUCCCGGAGACGGGGGAUGUCAUGUGCAACUCGGUGAACGCGGGCUGGAACCAGGACCCCACCCACGUUAUCAGGUUUCCCUUGAAUGGAUACUGCCGGCUCAACUCCGUGCAGGUGCUCGAGAGGUUAUUUCAGAAGGGAUUUAACGUGGCAGCUUCCUGUGGUGGUGGGGUGGAUUCCUCCCAGUUCAGCGAGUACGUGCUGUGCCGCGAGGACAGACGACCACAACCCACCCCAACGAUCAGAAUAAAACAGGAGCCCCUGGACUAGACCCUCCCUGCCCCCUUUGUAACCGUAGAAGUGUUUAAUAGUCCCUUAUGUGAAACACUAAGGAUUUGCAAAACAGUAUUAGCAAACAGAUUUUGACUUUCUGUUGCCCAUUAGUGGUACUCUGAAACUACCUGUCACACAGCCAGCCAUGGAACGCGCGUGGAACACCAUUGCCUGUCCUUCACGGUGGAGCUCCUGAGCACACCCAGCACGGCAGCGCUGGGAUGGACUUGGGGCUGACCAGCAGUGCUGGGGAACAGGCAAAGCUUUGGAAACCCUGGCCCUGGCCUGGACUUCUGCAGCAAGAGCCAUGGAAGCAGUGGAAGGGACCAGCAGGAGCCCAGGGACAGCCAGAGCUGCACUGCGGGGACGGGGGCGUCCGCGGGAGGAAGAACCCCAAAAACUGCACUGAGAACCUUCCCUGACUGCUGCCCCUCCUCCAUAUCAGACAGCCAGCAUCACAGUCUCCUGGUGAUUGUACUCACCCACAUGAGCAAAUGGCUUAUUUUUAUACUACAUUUCCAGCUGAGGUCUCUCUCUGUGAACAGGAUCCAGAAGCAGAAAAGGACUGAUUCGUAGUCACUGGUGCUCAGUACUCAACCCCCCACAAACCAAACAAAACAAGUGACAAGAAAUUAGACAGGCCCACUUAUGGCAAUAUUUGCAACAGUAGGGAUCUGGAAGCACAAAACAAAAUGUCAUCCACCAUCACACGAGGGUCACAUACCCCACGAGGAGCUGUAGCUCUUUAAAGCCAAUCUUGUUUUGACACAGCAGCUGUUAAGUUUUGCAUCAUCAAAGAAGUGUGGUUCUACCAAACAAGCCACCCCUUGUUAAUCAUUUACUAACCAUGUUAGAAGCCCACAUUUAGCAGGAAAGUUUAAGAAUUUUGGGACAAGCCCACUCUUUAUGGGUCUGGAAUUCUUGCAAAGAGUUGUUAAAACCCUGUAUUGCCACUGCCAGAUGAAAGCAGGACGCCGUCGGUUUAAAUUGUUUUAUUAUUUUAAAUUAUUAUUAAAAUUUGAAUUCUGUAGCUGCCCUCUAUCUGUGUAGCUUUCUCUGUAACAAAGUCAGGGGUCUGUCUGCAGGAGGGUCCUGCUUCUGCCAGGACUUGGCACUGACUCACAGGGCUUUCUAACUCAGGAGACAGCACCGUGUUUGCAGGUGCAAGGCUAUAAAUAGCAUUCUGCUAAAUCCUCUUUAUUGCUGUUCAGCAUGAUUGGGUCCUCAAUCACUAAUUCAUGUGUUAAUCACAAUUUAGUUUCUCCCACAAUAAUUUAUAGAACACUGUUGUAGAUGAGGAAUUUUCAAUAAAGUCUUUUUAGAUGCAUAAAUAUGGCCAUAUGGAACAAGGGACAGAGUAUUAAGUGGUCAACAGUUCUUAAUGCAAAUUGAUUGCAAUCAGGCAAAAUUUCAAAGUCACGUUUAAGACUAGGAUUUUCAAAAGCAAUGAGCUGUACUGACUGUCCAAGGUAAAAUCUAGGCAGGGGUCUUAUUUUUGGAAAAGGGCUGGAUACCUGUCCAUGGAAAAUCAGACCUCUGCAGGUUUUCUCACCUUGGUCACCCAACCCAGAAACUCUAAUGGCAAUCCUGGCCGGUUGGCCUGCUACCUUAGCAGAACAGUUGAGCAAAUCUGUCUACUUUAAGAGUUGUAAAGUUAUUUUAUUUUGUGGUUUUAUACUUGUACGACAUUCUAAAGUUGCUAGGCAUUGCCAUAUUUGAAUAUAUGGCACAACAUUCACCUUUGUAUGUAAGAUAUCUGUAGAAUUGUAUAUUAUACAUUUAAUAUUGUAAAGAACUUAACGUAUAAUUGUCAUGUAUUUGUGUAUGCACAUUUCUUAUACAGUACUUCAUGCCAUAAACAUUUCUGUAAAGUAAAUGAACAAAAACAAGCA
Molecule: messenger RNA, 2737 nt
Organism: Agelaius phoeniceus (red-winged blackbird)
Lineage: Eukaryota; Metazoa; Chordata; Aves; Passeriformes; Icteridae
Gene: KCTD15
Product: potassium channel tetramerization domain containing 15
Biological process (GO): protein homooligomerization
Molecular function (GO): protein binding
Source: RefSeq, a predicted model, not a curated record